Messenger RNA from Chara braunii, 3442 nucleotides. The record is from the annotation of a GenBank genome assembly. NCBI's taxonomy places the organism in Eukaryota, Viridiplantae, Streptophyta, Charophyceae, Charales, Characeae.
ACUGUUGUACUGUCUGUUUGGGAUCUCUAAUCUCGCAACUCGUGCAUGUGGACGAAUGGUAGGGAUCAGUAGCCCUCAUGCAGUGGCAUUUCAUUUGCCAGAGGAAGAUCCAAAUGCAAUAUCUGCUGCUGCUGCUGCUGCUGCUGCUGGAUCAUCAAGGCCGAUAUGUCGUGGUGGCAAGGACACCCCAAGCACAUCUAACUUUGCUGGUUCUAAAGUGACGCCAGUGUCAAUAGAUCCAGUUUGUGGUGUUCAUGAGUAUAUGGUUAAGGCAGCCCUGUUGCAACUGCGUGCUUACCUUAUUGAUGAGGAUGUCGAGGUUAUUGAGCUUGCCGCGGAGACGCUGAAGGGGUUGCUGGCGACUGAUAAAGCCUUUCGUGUUUUUGAAUCACUUUCUGCAAAGGAGAGAAUGUAUUUGGAGGUACGUUCGAGAGGUGUUCAUGUGAAGAAGGUGGAGGACAUGGUACUCAAAGCCAAGCAGGAGGGUGCAAAAUUGUCUACUCCAUUGGAUGAGGAUGCACUUUGGAUAACUAAAGGACGGACUCACGAGCAAUGGGUGUCUGCAGUCACAGUUUCACUGCUGGAGCACACAAAUGACACUAUUUUACGGCUUUGCCAGGUCAUGGCAGCACGAAAAGCAUCACUUGCAGAACUACUUUUUCCACACGUGUUGGCAAGCUUAGCUGGGGAGCAUGGUGCUGAUGGAGAAAUUGUGCAGUGCAUAUCCAGACAGCUUGAGAAGCAUGUAUUCGGCAAUCAGAAUGACAACACAAGGACUAUCCAGAUGUUGUUAGAUGCAUUGAAUUCCUUAAGGAGGUGCUAUGUCUUCGCAAGGAUGAACCCCUCUGCUGUACUAUCAAGGCGCCGGGAGAGUGCCAAGGGUAUGAUUGGGAGUGGGAAUGGCGGAUCUCUAGGGGCAGGAGCUCUGGAUGUCACCCCGGGGAAGAGGUCGAGAGUGGCACGAAAUAAUAUUGCUGGUGUUGAAGGUGAAGGUCAGCAAGAUGAUGGAACACCACUAAGCUGGCAAACGGUCUAUUGGGUGCAUGUGAACUACUUAACAGCAGCAAAAGCAGCACAGAAAUGCGCUGCAUAUUUUACAAGCCUUCUGUAUGUGGAACAUUGGUACGAAUCACAGUUUGGAAGGUUGAUACUUGGUGAGCCUGACUUCUCGGAUGAUGAUCAGAUACCUCUUCAUGAGCAGCUUCUCCUUGGUGUUUACACGAAGAUCAAUGAUCCUGAUGGUAUACGUGCAGUCGCUCGAACUCACAAGGUGGCUUCACAACUUGCUUUGUUUGAGCAUGAGGGAAGAUGGGACAAGGCGAUGGAAAACUAUGAUCUCCUUUUGCAGGCUUCCAGAUCAAAGAGGAGGGAAGCAUUGAAGGGUUUUCGGUUUUGUGGAGGGGUAGCGACCGUGGAACAGCCCAUCACUGGGUGUGGAACUAGACGUUUCGGGACGCCAGGUGGUUGCCUGCUUAACGAAGCACUGGAUAAUGUAAAGCAAUCAAAAUCUGCUUUUGAGAGGAGGGAUUGGGGGAUGCAGAAAGGGUUGCUCAGAUCCUUGCAACAAAUGGGAUGCUGGCACAUAGAGGGCAUGUACAGCCAGGGCUUAUUUGCACGAGUAAAGGAGCCUGAUACAGAUCCCGAGUUUGCAGAAUUGCAGUGCGAAGCAGCAUGGAGAGCAGGCAAUUGGGAUCUGAGACUGGAUAUGACAAGGGAAUCGGAUGAUAUGACGCUUCUCAGCACCAGAGGUGAUGCAUCCCUGGAUUUUCAUGCUGCUUUACAUCGCUGCUUAGGCACUCUGGUUCAAGGUGAUCCAAGCCUAUUCUGCUCUGCACUUCAACUUGCUCGACAGGGAAUUGUUGAGAGAAUUGCUCAGAUGAGUGCAGAAAGUACUCAAAGCGUCAAUCCAGCAAUUGUAAAGCUUCAGAUGUUAAAUGGUGUUACAGAUGCAUGGGCUGUCCGCUGGCCGAAUUUCCCUCUCAUCCACUACAUUUCACCGCCGGAUGGCCUUGGCAGCCAAGCAACCCCUAUGAGAGGAAUUGCAGGACCUGGUGUUGCUCAUCAACCUUCAGAUUCCGAGAUGGAUUUGCUCGAGCUCGCCUGGAAAGAGAGAUUGGACCAGAUGCAAGGUCACUAUGAUCUCUUGGAACCCUUGAUUGCUUUGCGAGGUGUCCUCCUCCGGUCUUUGGACCGUGAGGAUCGUUUUCUUUCCCAUCUUCAAGAAGCUGCACGGAUUGCACGGAAGGCUGGGCGAUUGAACCAUGGAGCAAAUGCUGUCCAUGAAAUGAAAUUGAUUGGCAAGUCCAUUGCAACAGGUCCUGGCACAGCUGCAGCACCAGAAUCUAAUAUAAGAAAGCCGCAGAAUUCUGCAGUUGUCGAUCUGAUUGAUGGAAGGGUUGAAGAAGCAAAGCUGCUGUGGACUCAGGGGCAACAUAACAUGGCCGUGAGUUUGGCAAAGUUUCUCCUACACAGUGCUGAGAAGAGCCCGAAGAAUGCAGCCCUCCUUUCCCUUACUGGAAAAUGGUUGGCUGAAACACACUCAGCAAGUUCAAGGGUGAUAUUGGACCAGUAUCUUGCCAAGGCAGUGCAAUUGGUGCAAGAACGGGAAGUCUUGGAUGUAGGACAGCCUGCCACUGGAGCUGGCCAAAAUGGAUUAUGUCUGUGCCGAGGCCAUUUUCGGCUUGCUCGUUAUGCUGAUGCUUUGUAUCGUCAGACUGAAUCCAGACUCAAUUCCAGUGAAUAUUUGGCUGCACUCAAUCUCAGAAAUCACAAGUCAGCUGAAUUAGAGGCGCUCACUGAGCAAAUCCGAAAAGCUGUAAAGUUGGACGACAAAAGAGCGCUUCAGAUGAAGGCGGCUGAGUUACAGAAGACGUUGAUGUUGGAUGAUGUUGAGGACCGUCAACUAGUGGAUGACUGUGAAGAGUUUCUGAAGACUGCUCUGCAGAGUUACAGAAUGUGCUUAAUCACGGGGGACAAGUACGACAUUCGUGUGGUUUUCCGCUUGAUAUGUGUGUGGUUCAACCUAUCGGGGCAGCAGCAAGUCAAUCAAGAAAUGCUGGAGACAAUCGAUAAGGUGAUGUACUUUCCCAUUGGCCAUCUGCUCAUAUGCGACAUACAUACUAAAUUUACUUAAAUGUCUAGCUCACACUGUUCUUGUGUGCUUUCUUUUCUUUAUGUCCAAAAGAUAGGUGCCUUCACCUCACCCCAUCUGUCAAUGUUUUUUUCUAUUCAGCUUGUCUAUGAACUAUCCCCUCCCUGAAAAGCAAAAAAUUUAGCCUUAAAGCCACAGCUCCGUUUCCUUGUUGAGAGAGUUCCUAUUUCACUUCCUAAAACUAGUUGUCCCGGUGUAAUGACUGCAACAACCCUCGCAAAGUCCCUGCUGAACAGGGCUCAGGCGAACAGCCCUCGCAUGACCCCUAAAGAAUCAAACUGAUUCAAAGUU